CGGCAGCCAUAUUUGCUUAGGUUUGAAAUGGCGAAUAACAGCGCGGCGGCCCUGGCCGGGACCCCGCAACCCACUCAAACGAGCGGCGGUGGGAGUAAGCCGGCACCUUCAGGGAAGCCUGGGAAUGUGCUGCCGCUGUGGGGCAAUGAGAAGACUAUGAACCUGAACCCCAUGAUCCUCACCAACAUCUUGUCCUCGCCAUACUUCAAGGUGCAGCUGUAUGAACUGAAGACGUACCAUGAGGUGGUGGAUGAAAUCUACUUUAAGGUAACUCACAUUGAACCAUGGGAGAAGGGCAGUCGAAAAACUGCUGGGCAGACAGGGAUGUGCGGAGGGGUCCGUGGGGUUGGGACUGGAGGUAUUGUAUCAACUGCCUUCUGUCUGCUGUAUAAGCUGUUCACAUUGAAGUUGACAAGAAAACAAGUAAUGGGUCUCAUCACACAUACAGACUCCCCAUACAUCAGAGCACUUGGUUUCAUGUAUAUAAGAUACACACAGCCUCCUACGGAUUUAUGGGAUUGGUAUGAAGAUUUUCUUGAUGAUGAAGAGGAUUUAGAUGUGAAGGCUGGUGGAGGUUGUGUCAUGACCAUAGGAGAGAUGCUACGUUCCUUUUUGACAAAACUUGAAUGGUUUUCCACCCUGUUCCCAAGGAUCCCUGUUCCUGUGCAGAAACAUAUAGACCAGCAGAUAAAAGCCAGACCAAGGAAGGUUAAGAAAGAUAGUGCUGAAGUGACUGAGGAACCAGACCGUCAUGUUGAAAGACGGCGAUCAAGGUCUCCAAAAAGAUCUUUGAGCCCUCGUAGAUCUCCAAGGCGAUCACGAAGCAGAAGUCAUCACAGAGACCACCAUGGAACAUCAAGUUUUGACAGGGAACUAGAGCGAGAAAAGGAACGUCAAAGAAUAGAACGAGAGACAAAAGACAAACGCCGUUCACGAAGUCAUGAACGUGGUAUAGACCGUAGGAGAAGUAAAAGCAGAGAGAGACAUAGAACAAAGAGUCGAAGCAGAGACCGCAAGACAGACCGACGUGAGCGAGACAAGGAAAAGGAAAAUGACAAGAAUCGAAAACGGGACUCUGAUAAAAAGGGUAAUGGCAGAGACAAGGAUUCCGAUAGGACACGAGAUCGUUCAAAGGAACGCAAGAGGAGUGAGGAGAGAAAAGACAGGGAAGACAAGAGACACAGAGAAGAUAGAGAUUCUCGUAAGGAGAAAAAGCACAGUAGGAGCAGAAGCAAAGAGAGGAAACCACGAAAGAGCAGGAGCCCUAGCAAAAAUGCACGUGGGAGAAGCCGGAGCAAAGAAAAGUCAAACAGACACAAAGAGAAAUCGAACAAGCAUAGCAGGAGCAGUAGUCGAGAUCAGACUGACAGUGUGGAAAAAUCCAGAAAGAGGGAGCACAGCACAAGCCGGGAGAGACCACGUAAACGAAGCAGAAGUAAGGACCGAGGUCAUAAGCGUGAACAUGAAAGCAAAGACCAUGACCGUCAUAGUUCUGAGUUUGAAGAAAAACAGAGAGGCAAAGAUGAGACUCAGUGA
Staurois parvus is the source of this 1536-nucleotide messenger RNA. The record is from the annotation of a GenBank genome assembly. Lineage: Eukaryota; Metazoa; Chordata; Amphibia; Anura; Ranidae.